ACCUGCAUUUGUGACGUCACACAUGAAGCUUUGUUAAUGCGGCGUUAAUUUUUUAAUUGUAUUGUAAAAGAAAUUAGUUUUGGCAAUUAAUUUCGACAACAAAAUUAAUUUAAUAUGAAUUGAUGGCAUACAAUGGUGUGGUGAUUACUAUCUUCGUUUAUCCAGAUCUACAAUCAAGUUUUUUGUGUUUACGUCACUUGAAGUAAACUGCGCAAAAGAAAAAAACAAAAACAAGUUUUUCAGAAGUACCUUGAACUGUAUUUGCAAGACAAAAUUUGGGGACUUAAAUUCACUAUAAAUUGCGAUGGCUGCAAUAGUUAGUGAAUCAUCAGGAGUUAAUGGCAAUAAAAGGAGCAAAACGAAUGAUCUAAACCGACCCAAUGCUGUAGCAUUACAAAGUCUAGCAGAGCUUGCUCACAGAGAGUACCAAGCUGGUGAUUACGAAAAUGCUGAACAUCACUGCAUGCAGUUAUGGCGGCAAGAUUCCAGCAAUACUGGUGUUCUGUUGCUCUUGAGUUCCAUACACUUUCAGUGUCGAAGGCAUGACAAAUCUGCUCAUUUUAGUUCAUUAGCCAUAAAGCAGAAUCCUAUGUUGGCGGAAGCUUAUUCAAAUCUGGGAAAUGUAUACAAAGAAAGAGGACAAUUACAGGAAGCUUUAGAUAACUACAGACAUGCUGUGCGCUUGAAGCCAGAUUUCAUUGAUGGUUACAUCAAUUUAGCAGCAGCAUUAGUUGCUGCUGGCGACAUGGAGCAAGCUGUUCAAGCUUACGUAUCUGCUCUGCAGUACAAUCCUGAUUUAUAUUGUGUUAGGAGUGAUUUAGGUAAUCUUUUAAAAGCACUAGGAAGAUUAGAUGAAGCCAAGGCUUGUUAUUUGAAAGCAAUUGAGACAUGUCCCACGUUUGCUGUUGCUUGGAGUAAUCUUGGAUGUGUUUUCAAUGCCCAGGGAGAAAUUUGGCUGGCCAUUCAUCACUUUGAGAAGGCAGUGGCAUUAGAUCCAAAUUUUCUUGAUGCUUACAUCAAUUUGGGAAAUGUUCUUAAAGAAGCAAGGAUUUUUGACAGAGCUGUUGCUGCAUACUUACGAGCUUUGAAUCUAAAUCCCAGCAAUGCAGUAGUUCAUGGAAAUUUAGCAUGUGUGUAUUACGAACAAGGUCUCAUAGACUUAGCUAUCGACACCUAUCGUAGAGCGAUUGAAUUACAGCCCAAUUUUCCCGAUGCUUACUGUAAUCUUGCAAAUGCACUAAAGGAAAAAGGUCUUGUCCCUGAAGCUGAAGAUUGUUACAAUACUGCUCUUCGUUUAUGUCCAACUCAUGCUGAUUCUCUUAAUAAUCUGGCGAAUAUUAAAAGGGAACAAGGUUACAUAGAAGAAGCUACACGACUGUACUUAAAGGCAUUGGAGGUGUUUCCUGAAUUUGCUGCAGCACAUUCGAAUUUAGCCAGUGUUCUACAACAACAAGGAAAAUUAAAUGAAGCACUAAUGCAUUAUAAAGAAGCUAUAAGAAUUUCACCAACUUUUGCUGAUGCAUAUUCUAAUAUGGGAAAUACCUUGAAGGAAAUGGGUGAUAUUCCUGCUGCAAUGCAGUGUUAUUCUAGAGCUAUACAAAUUAAUCCUGCUUUUGCUGAUGCUCAUAGCAACUUAGCUUCAAUUCAUAAGGAUUCAGGAAAUAUACCAGAAGCUAUAACUUCCUAUAGAACUGCCCUGAAGUUGAAACCUGAUUUUCCUGAUGCAUAUUGCAAUCUUGCUCAUUGCUUACAGAUUGUUUGUGAUUGGACCGACUAUGAACUUCGCAUGAAAAAAUUAGUGUCGAUAGUUGCUGACCAACUAGAUAAGAACAGAUUACCCUCUGUUCAUCCACAUCACAGCAUGCUCUAUCCUCUUUCACAUGAUUUUCGAAAAGCUAUUGCUGCUCGUCAUGCUAACUUAUGUCUGGAAAAGAUUCAAGUACUACACAAGCCUCCAUAUCAACAUUCUCGGGAGCUGAAAAACAAAAUUCUAAGAAUAGGCUAUGUUAGCUCCGAUUUCGGAAAUCACCCCACUUCUCAUCUUAUGCAAAGCGUUCCUGGUAUGCACAACAAAGAUAAAGUUGAGAUUUAUUGUUAUGCUCUCAGUCCUGAUGACGGAACUACAUUUCGAUCAAAAAUUUCUCAAGAAGCUCACCACUUUGUUGAUCUGUCUCAGACUCCUUGCAAUGGAAAAGCUGCUGAUCUCAUACAUGAACAGGGUAUUCACAUUUUAGUUAAUAUGAAUGGCUAUACUAAAGGUGCUAGGAAUGAAAUUUUUGCAUUGAGACCAGCACCUAUUCAAGUUAUGUGGUUAGGUUACCCUGGUACUAGUGGGGCACAGUUCAUGGAUUAUAUUAUAACAGACAAAAUCACUUCACCAUUGAAACUAGCUCAUCAAUAUUCUGAAAAACUGGCAUAUAUGCCAGAUACCUUUUUUGUAGGAGAUCACAGGCAAAUGUUUCCUCAUUUAAUUGAAAGAGCAAUCAUUGAUGAUAAAGAGUCGAGAGGCAAAAAAUCUGAUGUUCCUGAUAAUGUCAGUAUUGUCAAUGCAACAGACUUGUCACCCAUAAUUGAAAAAGCUGAAGUAAAGAAAAUUCGUGAAGUAGCUGUCACAACAUCACUUGCUAAUGAAGAAGAACUAAAAGUAGAAGUGGUCAAAACAGUUAUUGAACUUCCAGCUACUCCUGUACAAGUUAUGAUAAGCUCUGGACAAGUACAGACCUCAGUAAAUGGAAUAGUUGUGCAAAAUGGUUUAGCAACAAAUCAGAUCAAUAAUAAAGCUGCAACUGGCGAAGAAGCCCCAAAAAAUAUAUUGAUUACAUCAAGACAACAGUACGGUUUACCUGAAGAUGCUAUUGUUUAUUGCAACUUUAAUCAACUAUAUAAAAUAGAUCCAUUAACAUUACAAGUCUGGGUAAAUAUAUUAAAACGAGUCCCUAACAGUGUGCUAUGGCUACUGAGAUUUCCUGCUGUUGGUGAGCCUAACAUAAUCCAAUCUGCAACGCAACUUGGAUUGUCACCAAGUCAGCUUAUAUUCUCCAAUGUAGCAACUAAAGAAGAACAUGUUCGGCGUGGCCAGCUAGCUGAUCUUUGUUUAGAUACUCCGCUAUGCAAUGGGCACACAACUGGGAUGGAUGUUUUGUGGGCAGGAACACCAAUGGUUACAUUAGCUGGUGAGACAUUAGCUUCGAGAGUAGCAUCAUCGCAGUUGACUUGCUUAGGGGUACCUGAACUCAUUGCUAGAACUCGCCAAGAGUAUGAAGAUGUUGCUGUAAGGCUUGGGACUGAUAAGGAAUAUUUAAAGGCAAUUCGAGCAAAAGUUUGGACGGCUCGAACAGAAAGUCCACUAUUCAAUGUCAAAACAUAUGCAACAAACUUAGAAAGACUCUUUUAUUGUAUGUGGGCUAAAUAUGAGAAAGGAGAAAAGCCUGAUCACAUAACCGAGUUAUCAUGAACUGUGCCACCAACAGAAUAUGUUCUUGCAUAUAUCCUUUUCCUUUCUUUUUUUAAUUUAAAUCUGUAUAAAUUUCGUGUGACUGGUAGAAUGAAAUCUGCUGCCGCGUUCCUUGAAGUAAUUUAAAUUUCCUGCCUGCAUCAUCAAGAAUGUGUUCAACUGUUUAUAAUCAUCAAUCAUAUUUCGUAGUAUUUUUUAAUCUCUAUUGCUGAUUCAAGACGAAAUCCUGACUGGACAUUUUAUUUUGUAUGUUUCUUUGAUUAAAUGAAGUAUUAAACAC
Uloborus diversus is the source of this 3734-nucleotide messenger RNA. RefSeq names its product UDP-N-acetylglucosamine--peptide N-acetylglucosaminyltransferase 110 kDa subunit-like (gene sxc). The record is from RefSeq and is a predicted model, not a curated record. Gene Ontology annotation, molecular function: protein binding; protein N-acetylglucosaminyltransferase activity. Bases 305 to 3454 code for a protein of 1049 amino acids. Gene Ontology annotation, biological process: protein O-linked glycosylation. NCBI's taxonomy places the organism in Eukaryota, Metazoa, Arthropoda, Arachnida, Araneae, Uloboridae. The transcript is spliced from 21 exons.